Messenger RNA from Brassica napus (rape), 992 nucleotides. RefSeq names its product PHD finger protein ALFIN-LIKE 1. The transcript is spliced from 5 exons. Gene Ontology annotation, cellular component: nucleus. Lineage: Eukaryota; Viridiplantae; Streptophyta; Magnoliopsida; Brassicales; Brassicaceae. The record is from RefSeq and is a predicted model, not a curated record. The coding region runs from base 112 to 834 and encodes 240 amino acids. Gene Ontology annotation, biological process: regulation of DNA-templated transcription. Gene Ontology annotation, molecular function: histone binding; transcription cis-regulatory region binding; transcription coregulator activity.
UGUUCUUCUUCUUAUUACAUCUCUCUCUAGAGUCUACAUGUCUUGACGCAUAGUGUUGUUUUGAAAACCAUUGAUGCUGACUUCAAUCCAUCUUUAGCACCACUGAUCAAAAUGGCUGGCGAGUCCUCUAAUCCUGGCACCGUCGAAGAGAUCUUCAAGGAUUUUAGAGGUCGUCGCUCUGCUUUUCUUCGAGCUCUCUCCGUAGAUGUUGACAAGUUCUACUCUUUAUGCAAUCCUGAAAUGGAGAAUCUGUGUUUGUAUGGACACCCGAAUGGGACGUGGGAAGUGAAUCUUCCAGCGGAGGAAGUGCCUCCUGAGCUUCCAGAGCCAGCGCUUGGAAUCAAUUUCGCAAGAGAUGGCAUGCAGCGUCAAGAUUGGCUCUCCUUAGUUGCUGUCCACAGUGAUUGUUGGUUGCUCUCUGUUUCCUCCUACUUUGGCGCUCGGCUUAGUCGCAAUGAGAAGAAUCGCCUAUUCAGUCUGAUCAACGAUCUUCCAACUCUCUUUGAAGUAGUGACCGGUAGGAAGACCAUCAAAGAUAAACCAAGCAUGGAUCAUGAGAGCAAAUACCAAAACGGCUUAAAGAGAUCAAUUGAAGGAGAGAUGAAGAUCACAAGGAAGUUAAUGGAAGAGAGCUGCGAAGACGAAGAAGACGAGCAUGGAGAUACACUAUGUGGAAGCUGUGGAGGACACUACCUAAACGUCGAGUUCUGGAUAUGUUGUGAUGUAUGUGAACGUUGGUACCAUGGAAAGUGUGUGAAGAUAACACCAGCCAAAGCAGAGAGCAUGAAGCAGUACAAAUGCCCUUCUUGCUGCACUAAGAAAGGAAGACAGUGAGUGAUGGUAAAGUUCUGUGUUGUUGACAGUGAGUCGAUAUAGAGAGACAUCAGCCGGUUCAUCAACUUUUGAUCAGUGAUACCUUUAUUCCCUUGUGUUGUAUGUGUAUCAACUCUAAUUUGAUCGUUUAAAUGAGUAAUCAUAGAUUUUGGUUUUAA